AUGGUCGUCCUCGUCGUUCCCGUCGUCCCCGCGUGUGCCGGGUUUGCUCCCUUUAGUCGCGCUGCUAGGCGAGCUAUACGGUCUACGCCGAGCUUUGCUGCGGCUAGAGCGCCCACGAACGAGUCGAGAUCCCUCCCCCAGUCUCCCCUGAGCAUUCAGGCCAGUGGUACUCCGAUCGGCGGAUCGUACGAACGACGAUCUGCCACCCGUACCCGUCUGGUGUUAGCCGCCUGCUCAGUAACCGAAGCCGUGAGGAAGACCGGGCGGCGGCAGGCCGACGAUGUGCUAGCUUACCUCUUUGACGACGUCCCUGACGUCCUGAUUGCGGGCCAGUCACUGCCAACCUGCUCGCCUAGCCCCAUCUCGGCCGCGUAUGGCCAGGACCAGCAGCUUCCGGAUCUAGGACCUGGGGCCGCUCAGUAUGCCGUGCCUAUCCUUGGCCCUCAUACUGUCUGGGUGUGUCCCACCCUCCUUCUUUUGUAA
Messenger RNA from Microdochium trichocladiopsis, 483 nucleotides. RefSeq lists its product as uncharacterized. The record is from RefSeq and is a predicted model, not a curated record. NCBI's taxonomy places the organism in Eukaryota, Fungi, Ascomycota, Sordariomycetes, Xylariales, Microdochiaceae. The transcript has a single exon. Bases 1 to 483 code for a protein of 160 amino acids.